Molecule: messenger RNA, 3565 nt
Organism: Astyanax mexicanus (Mexican tetra)
Lineage: Eukaryota; Metazoa; Chordata; Actinopteri; Characiformes; Acestrorhamphidae
Gene: grb7
Product: growth factor receptor bound protein 7
Exons: 15
Coding region: 136-1707 (523 amino acids)
Biological process (GO): signal transduction
Source: RefSeq, a predicted model, not a curated record
CCUUAGCCCCGCCCCUACAGGCAAGGUGUGCUCCCGGCAAGCGAAACCAGUGAUCUCACGCACAACAAACAGGAUCCUCCUCACAACAGCAGCAGUGUGAAUUCAGAACUGAAGCUCUGACGAGUCUGUAUAGCCAUGCAGGUGGACCGCCGCUGGACGGAGGUUUUUAAAGACACAGAGUCUGAAUCCAAUCCCAGAGACAAGACGUCUCUGACCAAGAAUGCUCCAAUGCCCAUUCAUCCAACCACACCCCGAUCAAUGCCCCUGGAUAUCAGGUUCAAUCACAGCUCUAGAGGACAAUAUAGGCCGUCAUCUAUGCCAUCGAUACCCAAUCCGUUCCCAGAGCUCUGCAGUCCCUCCAACUCCCCAGUUCGGAUUGGCUCCCUGGUGGGAAAUACCACACCUUCUGGUGACGACACCCAUGUGGUGAGAGUGCUCGGGGAGGACACUCGCAGUCGGUCAGUGUUGGUGUCGUCAGGGACGACGGUGAGGGACGUGUGCCAUAUUGUGGUACAGGCAGCUCACUGCACGGACCAGGAGAACUGGGCUCUUAUUGAACAGCACCCUACACUGGGGCUGGAGCGCUGCCUGGAGGACCACGAAGUGCUGGUCCAAGUGCAGUCCUCUUGGCCACAAGAUGGUGACACCAAACUGCUCUUUCGAAAAAACUACGCCAAGUAUGAUUUCUUCCAAAAAACAGUGCAAUACUUCCCGGAGAACAUGAUCUCAGACAGCUCUGAGACCAAGGAGGGAAUGACCUCAUCACAGCACAUCCAGAGUAUGCUGAAGUGUGGUUCAUGUCCAGACAUUCAGGGGUAUCUACAUGUAAGAGAAGCAGGGAAGAAGUCCUGGAAGAAAAUGUACUUCAUUUUACGACGAUCUGGACUCUACUGUUCCACCAAGGGGUCGUCUAAGGAGCCUCGACACCUUCAGUGUGUAGCUGAUUUGGAGGAUCUCACUGUGUACACAGUUUCCAACAGCCGUAAACUCUACGGCUCCCCUAAAGUACACACUUUCUGCAUUAAGUCUUGUAGAGACAGAUUUCGUUCUCAAGACCUUAAACUACUGUGUGCAGAGAAUGAACAGGCUAAAACCUGCUGGAUUACGGCCUUCAGAGUGUUUAAGUAUGGGAAGCAGCUUCAGUGUAAUUACCUGUUAUCCCAGACUAGUCCUAAACUACAGAUCCCACCACGAAAAGACAUCAAGGAGGGUGAGGAGUCAAUGGUAGCCAUGGAUUUCUCCGGGAAGAGCGGAGGAAGAGUGAUCCUGAACCCUCGAGAGGCUCAGAGUGCAGAGCAGGAAGAAGGCUAUAACUGGAGGAAGAGAGAAGCGUUACGCUACAGCUUACCCAGCAGCGUUCCAGGAUCACGAACUACAGCUGUGCAUCAGACACAGCCCUGGUUUCAUGGUGGCGUGUCCCGGACGGAGGCUGAGAGACUUCUGGAAGAGCAGGGUCAGGUGGAUGGGAUGUUUUUGAUUCGGGACAGUCAGAUGCAUGCACAGUGUUUUGUGUUGUCUCUGUGUCAUAAACUGAAGACCAAGCACUACCUUCUCAUACCUUAUGAGGAGGGUGGAAGACAGCACUACACUAUGGAUGAUGGUGUCACUCUCUUUAUGGAUCUGCUGCAGCUGGUGGAGUUUCACCAGAUUAACCGUGGAAUCCUUCCUGUGUGUCUGAAGCACCCCUGCACACGCAUCGCUCUCUAAAUCAAUCAUCUCUCACUCCUCUCCCAGUGUGCCAGUGAAGCAUUCCACUUCUAUAAACCAAACCUUCACAUCCACACUGUUCUGCAUCCCUGCUGACCAACCGAACUCAUCCAGCCACACAUUUAAAUGUCCAUUUUUCUUUAGUAUACAGUUCAAGCAGGAUUCUGUUUACAGGUCAACCACUAGAGAACGCUCUAACAGAAGUAAUGGUGAUUGUAUUUAUUAUCCUUAAGCAGUGUGUACCAGCUCAACUUGUGUGUAAGUUUACCUGCACUGCACAGUUUCAGUUGUCUGCACUUCAGUCACAACAUUAAUUGGAGUUUUGGUUCUUAUUUAGCUAAAUGAGGUGUGUUUGGCUAAGUUCAGACUGUCAGACAAAAUCUGAUCAGAUUUGGCUGAUCAGGAUUGAUGAUGCCAGAAACCGAAGGAAAUCAAAUUUAAAUGUGAUUUUCAACUAGAUUUUUACAGAUACGUCUCAGUCUGCACACCACUUGGGGCGUUUUCACACCAGCAUUAUUUGUUACGGUUAAAACAGUGUUAAAACAGCAAUUGCACUGAAAAUAGAAAGAAAAAAAACAAAAAAAAAAAAGACUCAUGAUAAGUGAUCUUGGUCCUCCGAAGUAUUCUCCAAAGCGCUCUUGUUUGUGGUGAGAAUGUGUUUUGGUCUCGAUCCAAACCAACUAUCAAAUAUUUUCUUUUAUAGUCCUUUUAUUUGCGAUAAAUUGCCGUUCAGGUGCAGUUUAAUUUGAUUUAUCACCUAGAUGAUUACCACAGGUAUAAACAAACAGUAUCGUCUGCUGAUCCAUGCUGUUUUUACACUAAAUGCAGUGUGUGCAGCGCUCACUUCUCGUGUCCAUGCAACUCUGUUUACUAUAUGCUCUGUGCAUCCUAAUGUAAACACUAGUUUAAGGCGCAGCAGCUAAUUUUCUGUGUUCACACUGGUCUGGAACACAGAACCUUCUAGCUGUAUUUAUUUUAUUGCUCCUGCGCUGACAGCUCUGACCAAUCAAGAGAGAGAUAACAUGCACACAAGGUUUGUUGGAGCCCAUUUUGAUGCGUUUAUAUGUGUCUUUUCAAAUACAAAACAAACCGAGGGGGGAAAACGCUCCAAAUGACCAAACUUAUGAACUAAUUCAGACCAGAGAAACAAACUACAGGUGUGAAAACGCCCUUAGACCUUAAACAAAUCUGAUUUGCCUGUAGUCUGAACAUAGUCUUAAACUAUGUGUUAGGCUAAUCCGUCUAGAUUGUAUCCAGAUUUAUUGCUGAUAAUCUGAACAGCCAGAAAACACACUAAAACCAAUUGUUGAAAAGCAAGCGGAUUCUAAUCCCAUUUGGAGGUGGCACUCACAAUGCAACAAACAGCUUUCUCAUCAAGUCUAAAGUGAGGGAAGUUUGGGGUCCAAGAAGAGCAGCAUGGGUUAGUUACUCUACAAUUGCUGACCUUAGUAAUAAAUAGUAAAUAGCAGUACAGAGAGUCACCACAACAGAUCUGAUUUGAGAAACAAAUCCCAUUCACCCGCAGUCUAAUUAAAGCCUUAGAUCAGUGUAAACUGUGCAGUGCAAAUUCACCUUCGUACUGGAGUUGGAAAAUACCAGGCUUAAGGAUCUAAAGCACAUUGUUUGAAAAUUUUUGCACAUUGCUUUACAUAUCAGAGGAGAAUUAAACUUCUCUUUAAAAUACAUAUAUUUAUGAAUAAUAUAUUGUCUACCAGUAAUAGUUUACAUUUUGUUGUGUUUAUUUUAUACACAUGUUUUAUCACUGUAAUCUGCAGGCAGGUAUUUGAAUUAGUCUUCCACUGUCCUUUUUUCCACUGUUUUUUCUUUAUGUAAUGUUGAAUAAACCUUUGUUAAAAAA